Molecule: messenger RNA, 1995 nt
Organism: Pseudo-nitzschia multistriata
Lineage: Eukaryota; Bacillariophyta; Bacillariophyceae; Bacillariales; Bacillariaceae
Source: the annotation of a GenBank genome assembly
AUAUAGUCACCACYUAUACUCUCGAUUUCUUCCAGACCACGAUAACUGUUYAUAAUGUCGAAACCAAGACCAGGUGUUGCGGCGGCGAAACGGCUUUCUAAGUGCACCGAUCCAAAAAUAUGGGAGUUGGUAGAAUCGCAAUAUYCGGAUAUCGUUUCUCACGUCAAGGGUUUGAAAGAUACCGAGGUAGAAUACGACAAGCUUGGACUUCUUCUUUCGAACGAUGUGUCUAAAAGAUUCAUUACCAAAGACGAGCUCAUGACUGCCGUGAGCUGGAAGUUUUCCGUGGGGAAACCCCGGCACGCCCUGAAGAAACACCUGGCAUCGAAUUCGGAGGCUUCGGUCCGAGAGCAUUCGUCCGCGGGGAUUGCAAAAGCCAGAGGUGCGACCGAAAGCGACACCGAGGCAAGGAAGAAAGCCUUGCAGGACGUUUCUAGCCUGAAAGGAGUUGGUCCCGCUACGGCGAGCGCUGUUUUGGCCCUUGCACGGCCGGAUGUAUUUGCCUACAUGUACGACGAAGUGAUCGACUGCUUUUUGCCGAAACGAACGUAUACGCUACCGACCUACAUGGCAGUGAACGAACAUUGUAUCACAAUUGCGAAGACGCUGCGAGGCAAAUGGACCACAGCUCGUGUUGCAACCACAUUAUGGACAGCAGCCAGAGUCAAUGCAUACGACCUGCACGACCAUACACUAUCAAAGCGACCUAUGGCCGACGGUACCAACGACACAAAUAGCGAGAUGCGAAGGACGUCCAAACGACGAAAACGUUGAUUAAAUAUCUAGCAGUGCAGUACCCUCUACAGAAAGAACAUCCCGCAGACGAUUGCGAUUGCAGCACCGAUAAGUGUGUUGAUAAAGUUGACAACUUCAUUCGUCAUCCACUCCAGACUUUUCUUUCCUUGCAAUGUGGCUCCGAGAACGCUCUCGAUAUUCGUGGCAACAAAUGCGGCAAAGAUCGAAAUUGGAACCGCUUUCGGGGUGAGAAAUCCCAUGUAUAAACCGUACAAGGAAAUCAGAGCACCUCCAACGACCGAUGCCGCCGUACCCUCUAAACUGACCGCUCCCUCCGUUCCGGGUUCCGAUCGUUCCAGUGUUGUUAUUAAAAAUGUAGUUUUUCCGUAGGCUUUGCCGAUUUCUGACGCAAAUGUGUCGGAUAGUUUGGUUGCCAAAGAAGCAACGUACCCAACAAUGUAGAGAUCCGAACGAAUCCCGAGAAAUUYUGGGCCCUGUACGGAACAGAUGGCACAUGCCAGUCCAGUCGCGGCCGAACCCCAAACAUUUUCUGGUCCUCUUCUUCCUCCUCGGCCUUCGGCAAUACCUAGUUUCUCCUUCUCUUGGAAUUUCACUUUUGUUACAGCCGAUCCAAGGAACAAAUAAAGGACGCAAGUCGUCCACCCUCGCCAUCCSAGAGUAGCCCAGAGGCCGGUACCCAGAGCCAAUGCGUGAAAGUAUCCCUCAUUGGUCAGCAUCUUCAGUAAUUUCGUUCGCAACACUCCGAAAAGAAAUGCGUUUAAUCCAAAGGCUUGCAAGAGCGGUACUCGACCUCCGUAACGGAAGAGGGAUUUUGUCAAGGCCGGAACACCAUCCCGAACACACGAAGGAAUUGCCUCCAGUCUCGUCGGCCGACAUGGGAUGUUUUCAUUGCACUCAACCGUCACAAACGGUGGCACUUCAUGAUUCCCUUGAUGCGGGAUAGUGAACGGAGGGAAGGUCAAAUGUUUCCGAAAUGUUGCUCUGCCGGUGCCGCCAAGAAAUGCAUUCGACGUAUCCAUACUCGCGAGGAGGACCAGAAGUACUACGGCAAUGGAAUUGCAUGUACGGCUCAUCUUUGUUUUCGUCAUUSUGUGUUCUCUUUUCACUUUUAAUAUGACAUCGUUUUGUACCGGAAGGUAUAGCACGGUAUGUGUUUCAUCUUGAACAUUCCAUGCCUACCUGUACGGCACAUUUUUACGGUUCCUUGUACCGUGCACUCUGAGCGUUACGUGACAUUUG